Ambispora leptoticha is the source of this 2058-nucleotide messenger RNA. The record is from the annotation of a GenBank genome assembly. NCBI's taxonomy places the organism in Eukaryota, Fungi, Glomeromycota, Glomeromycetes, Archaeosporales, Ambisporaceae.
AUGUCCAACACAAAUUAUCCCUUCCACGAAUCGCGUCCCAACUUUAAGGAUAAAUUAGCAGAACUCCCUCAGAACUUACCAAAAUAUACGACAAAUUAUGUGAAAUCCUUAUUUCCAAUUACAAGUUGGAUAGGACGCUAUAACCUAACUUGGUUAAUAGCCGACUUGAUUGCCGGUCUGACGGUUGGUGCAGUAGUAGUUCCGCAAGGAAUGGGCUAUGCCAAAGUUGCCAACUUAGCCCCUGAAUUCGGUCUAUAUACAUCUUUUGUUGGUGUUUGCAUUUACUUUUUCUUCGCCACAUCGAAAGACAUAACCAUCGGUCCAACAGCUGUAAUGUCACUAUUGUUGGGACAAACUGUCCAGAAGAUCCAGACCGAGUAUCCUAAACAUUACGCCAAUAUUGACUAUAUAACCGCUUUAACAUUAGUGGCCGGUAUUGUUUCUGCCGCUCUCGGCUUUCUGCGUCUGGGAAUUAUUGUUGAUUUCAUUCCAGGUCCUGUAAUCGCUAGCUUCAGUACUGGUUCAGCUAUCACUAUUGCAAUUGGUCAAAUUUACAAUUUAAUGGGCAUAGCAAACAUUGACAACAAACAAGCCGGAUAUUUGGUCCUGGGUAAAACUCUUGGCGCACUGGGCACAACUAAAAUCGAUGCGGUAAUGGGAAUACUCUCAUUAUUAUUCUUAUACGGAAUCAAGUAUGCAUGUCGGCAUGCUGGAAAAAGAUGGGCAAGAUAUGAGCAUACUUUUUUUAUCAUCUCGAUUAUGCGAAACAUCUUCAUCAUUGUUUUGACAACGAUAAUCGCAUAUAUAAUCAAUAUUGGAAAAAAAACAAGUCCAAUCAGUAUUUUAAAGACUGUCCCGAAAGGUUUUAGUCAUGUUCAAGUGCCACCUUUAAAUAGUGAGGUUAUAGAUCACAUCUCAAGUUAUAUUCCGAUUAUCGUCGUUAUCUUGAUUUUGGAACACGUCGCAAUUGCCAAGAACUUCGGACGAGUUAACGAUUAUAAAAUCAAUCCAAGUCAAGAAAUGAUCGCAAUCGGUGUCACAAAUAUUGUCGGACCAUUCCUUGGAGGUUACGCUGCCACCGGUUCUUUCUCACGCACAGCUAUUAAAUCAAAAUCUGGUGUACGAACUCCACUUGCGGGUAUUUUCUCCGGUAUUCUGGUCGUGUUUGCUUUAUUCUUUUUGACACCCGCUUUCUAUUAUAUUCCGAAUUCUUCGCUCGCAGCUGUGAUUAUUCAUGCUGUAUUAGAUUUAAUAUCACCAUGGAGUUACGUUAAAACUUUAUACCAAAUUCAAUUCUGGGAUUUCACGAUAUACGUCGUUGGCGUGUUAUUAACCUUCUUUACCAGCAUUGAAAUUGGCGUCUAUGUAUCGACAGGAUUGGCACUUUUAGUUCUUCUAGUUCGAGUUGCGCGACCCCGAAUUGAAGCAUUAGGACGAUUACCAUUAGCAGGAGACGAAAAUCAAACAAAAUAUGCUUACGUCCCAUCUACUCAUCCAUCAUUCACUGCAGCCUCAAAUCCACCAGAAGGUGUACUCAUAUUCCGACUCCCCGAGUCACUUACCUAUCCAAACUCUAACUACAUUGACGACAAGGUUAUCGGAUACGCAAAGAAACAUACUCGACGAUAUCAUGUUCGAGCCGAAAAAAAAGGAGAUCGACCAUGGAAUGAUUCAGGUGAAAAUGGUACUGAAAAUCAAAACGCACCAAGAUUACGCGCGAUUAUAUUCGACAUGGGGGGUGUUAAUGCGAUUGACUCAACGGGCAUCCAAUCGCUGUUUGAUAUUCGAAAGGAGUUGAAUAAAUAUGCAGACCAUAUUGUUGAAUUUCAUUUCGCCAAUAUUUUGAAUGAAAAUAUUCAGAAUGCGCUCUUGACUGGUGGAUUUGGAGUAAUAAAUGUAUCCGCUGAUGAUUUAUCCGAAAAGAAUGAAAAGGAAAAUGGCGAUCAAAAAAUCAAAGAUGAAGAAAAAGCACAAUCUCUAUAUAAACCUGCAAAAAAAUUCUUCCAUUUGACAUUAGAUGAGGCCGUUGAUGCUGCCACAAAUUCCGAAUGGAAAUAA